UUUAGUUCGGUACAUAGCAGGCGAGCAAGCUAGCUAGUUAGCUCUAGCUAACACACGGUGUCGAUCGGUAGACAGUGUCCUUUGCCCCCACCUGUCGGGCACAGUUUACACAGCAGGCGGGAGGUAGGGGCGACACGUAUGCUAGCUUGUCACUAACAAGCUAGUUAGCGAUUACAUGAUGUCGCCCACUAGCCUCCCACCUUCUGUGAUAGCGGGGGCGAGCGGUAAACAGUGUCCUUCACCCCCGCCUGUAGGGUGUCAUGUAAAAAUAUUCCCUGCAUGAAAUAGUUCCCAAUCGUUCUGAUUGUGUUGUGAUUGUGACGUCAUGUUGUACAUUUUCUCACAGCGUGAAAAUGUUCCCAGUUCAAUAAUUGCAUGCGAGUCUCUUUAUGUGGAUGGAUGAGCUCUUGCGGAUGUGUCUCGGUGUUUAAGCAUUUGUUUGAGCAGUUCUGUUAACGACGGUGAGAGCAGGUGUUCAGCAGGCGGGAGCGAAGGACACUGUCUAUCGGCCUGGGCCUCAAGGUGGGGCAGAGUGAGGUGGGUGGUGGGGAAGGAAGGCCUAGCCCCCAUCCUUACAAGAGGCCAGCCCCAGCUUCUGCUCCAGUAGCCCCUAGCCCCCCAUCCUUACAGGAGGCCAGCCCCAGCUUCCACUCCAGUAUCCCCUUAGCCUAAGCCCCUCCAGGACCGAGAAGGGACCAUGAGCACAGGCAAGCCCAGCGGAAUCAAGCCCCCCAGUAAGAUAAGCAGGCCAACUGGGUUACCAACACGCACCUCCCCUUCCUCUGCUGCUUCCAAGCCUGUGCCCCCUGAGAAGUCUCCCACCCAGGAUGGAGCAGUGGACUACCGGGUGGGGGAGAAGGUGUGGGUCAACGGCAACAAGCCAGGAUAUGUCCACUUCCUGGGGGAUACACAGUUUGCUCCGGGCCAGUGGGUCGGCAUCGUCCUGGAUGAGGCUAUCGGGAAGAACGACGGGUCGGUGGCAGGUGUCCAGUAUUUCCAGUGUGAGGACGGCAGAGGGAUAUUCACACGGCCCUCCAAGCUGACCAAGACAGCUAUGCCGGAGAGGGAGGCCAAUGGUGGGCAGCCUAACCCUGGCGAGACAGGGGCCAAGUCCCCUACCGCUGCUGCAGUGGCUGCUAUUACCACUGGUAACAGCACCAAGACACCGCUGAGUAGAACCGUGACCGGCAGUGGGUCAAUGUCCAACCUCUCUGAGACCGACUCAGCCAGGAAGACCAGAAGAGAACUGAGACUGGGAGACCGCGUGCUGGUGGGGGGUACUAAGGCAGGGGUGGUGAGGUUCAUGGGGGAGACAGAGUUUGCCAAGGGGGAGUGGUGUGGAGUGGAGCUGGACGAACCUCUUGGGAAGAAUGAUGGAGCCGUGGCUGGAUCCAGGUAUUUCCAGUGCCUGCCGCGAUACGGUCUGUUUGCUCCAGUCCAUAAGGUGACUCGUAUCGGCUUCCCCAGCACCCUGGCUAAAGCCAAGGCUUCCUCUCGGAGACGCUCCACCAUGAAGAGGAGUCCCAGUGCCUCCUCCAUGAGCUCCCUGAGCUCUGUCACCUCCUCCGUCAGUGGGAAACCCAGCCGCGCUGGCCUGUUGAAAGAGACCUCGUCACGGUAUGCUCGUAAGAUCUCUGGCACCACAGCGCUACAGGAAGCGCUGAAGGAGAAGCAGCAGCACAUCGAGCAGCUAUUGGCCGAGAGGGACAUGGAACGCGGGGAGGUCGCCAAAGCAACCAGCCAUGCAGGAGCGGUGCAGCAGGAACUGUCUCUGCUCAGGAAGGUUCAGGAGCAGUAUGCUAUGGAGAUGGAAGAUAAGCUGGACCAGCUGCGUAAACUGGUGGAGACAGCAGACAGAGACAAGGUGGAGCUGCUCAGCCAGCUGGAGGAGGAGAAGAGGAAAGUGGAAGACCUGCAGUUCACUGUGGAAGAGGCUUGCAUCACUAAAGGUGACCUAGAGAUGCAGACCAAACUGGAGCAUGCCCAUAUUAAGGAGGUUGAGCAGAGCCUUCUGUUUGAAAAGACCAAAGCUGACAAACUGCAGAGGGAUUUAGAGGACACUAGGGUGGCCACAGUGUCUGAGCGGUCCAGGAUCAUGGAGCUGGAGAGAGAGGUAGCGGAGCUGCAGUUGAGACUACGCUCCUCCCAGCAGACAGGGGGCGCUGUGUCGCUGUCACCAGAGGCGCUCAGCAACCUCAAGGCCCGGGCCCAGUCCCAGGAGAAGAAGAUCAGUGAACUGAAUGUGAAUCUGGACAGCAGGCAGAAACAGCUAUGCUCUGUAGAAGACGACAAGAGCUCCCUGGAACAGCAGCUAACCAGCCUGAGACAGAAACUGGACGUAGCAGAGGAAAUGAACAAGAGGACGGCCCGAACCAUGCAAGAGCUGAAGAGAGGAGAGCAUACGGAAAAAGAGAGGGAGGCACAGAGAGAAGAGAACCAAGGCAAAGAGAAAGAGCUUCAGGAUAGACUGACGCAGGCUGCUGAGUCAUCAGAGAGGACCGCCCACUCACUGGAGCAGCUGACCAAUGAGAAGACAGCGCUAAAGGCUCAGCUCGAGGCACUGAAACAGCAGAAUUCCAAAUUCCAGGAAGAACUCAGUCUCUCGCAGGUGCGAGGCAGCUCAGAAAGCCAGCACAUUGGAACUCUGUGCAAGGAAAUUGAGGUACUGAAGCUGGCCAGUCUGAAGCCUCAGAACCAGCCAGACAUGAAAGACAGGGAAACUCUGUCCAACCAGGAGACAGAUGAGGACAAGGAGCUGGAGACUCUGAGGGAUGAGAUCGCGGUGCUGCGAGGUGAGAACGCCAUGGCCAAGACGCUGCAGUCUGCCGUGGAGACGCUGGAGAGAGACAAGGCCCAGCUACAGGAACGCGUCACCAGCCUGGAGCAGAGGCUAUUGGGACGGCAGGCCUCCGAGGGAGGGGACAGUGGAGUGCCUUCCUCAGGUGACACAGCUCUGGACCAGUUGAGAGAAGAGAAGGAGUUUGCAGAGGGACAGAUGAACUUCCUGAACAGUGUGAUUGUGGACCUGCAGAGGAAGAAUGAGGAGUUGAAGGUCAAGCUGAAGAAGAUGGCUCUGGCGGAGUUCAAUGGCAAUGACGGCACUGAUGGUUUGGAGGAGGGUGGAUCUAAGAAGGACAAGAAGGCUCCUCCUCGUCUGUUCUGUGAUAUCUGUGACUGUUUUGACUUGCAUGACACUGAGGACUGUCCGACCCAGGCCCAGAGCCCCGACUCAGUCCACCACUCUUCCUUCAAGGGCAAACCUGCCGACCAGCGGCCGUAUUGCGACAUCUGUGGGGCCUUUGGUCACUCCACAGAGUCCUGCCAGGAAGACCAGACCUUCUAGACACUCAUCUUCUCACCCCAACCAUGCCAGGCCUAGCUUUAGGACCCUUCACAGACCAUCAAACACACACCAGACUCCUUUCUCUGGGUUUUUAAUAACAUAGUAUUUAUGUAUGUCACUCACUGUCAUAGUCCACUCAGAUAACCCCAAAUCACCCACUACAAAAUACUCUCCUACUAUGUCUAAUACUUCCUCUAACUCUCCUCUCCUCCCUUUCUCUAACUCUCCUCACUCUCUCUAACUCUCCUCCCUCUCUCUAACUCUCCUCCCU
Messenger RNA from Salmo salar (Atlantic salmon), 3614 nucleotides. Lineage: Eukaryota; Metazoa; Chordata; Actinopteri; Salmoniformes; Salmonidae. The record is from RefSeq and is a predicted model, not a curated record.